GGAGCAGGGCUCCACUCUGGGAGGGGGGCAGCCUUGCCGGAUCCGGGGCAGAGUUAAGCGGCCCCAGCUCUGCUUUCCUAGAGCUGCUGAGAACCCGGGAAAUGGUGUGGAGGUUCCGGGGAGCCCUGCCCCUACCUGGCAACCGCAGUGCAGCAGGCACCAAGUUCUCCUGCACAUUGCGACAGUGUGACCCUGGGCUCUGGCGGGCGGUAGGUGGGGCCUUUGGACCUACCAGCAGUGAGGGAGUUAACACAGCAGCUGACUCCUCUAGGCAAGGAAAACUCCCCUCAGACGCUUUGCUGCCUGGCCUCCUGCCAGCAACAAGCAGGAGCUGAAAACUAGAAGUUGAGGCGUGAGUUUGGCCACUCCGUAGUGUGCACUUGGUGAGGGCAGCAGCUCGCCACAGCUGCCAGCCGUCUGUCCAUUCACCCAUCUGUCCAUCUGGCAGCCCGCUGUUCAGACCCGUCUGUCUGUCCGCCCAUCUGUAAGCCCAUCUCUGUCCCAUUGUCUAUCUGACCAUCUUUCUCUUACUGUCCUCUUUGUCUAGCUAUCUGGCCUAUCUGUCGAUCCAUCUUCGUGUCUGUCUUCAGCCCCCACCUGUUUGUCCAUCUGUCCAAUUACCUGUGAGUCUAUCUAUGCAUCUUCUUGUCCAUUCAUCUGCCCACCCAUCUGUCCCUCCGUCUGCCCACCGGCCUCCCCUCUCCUUCUGGGCCGCAGAGCCAUGGCCCAGGACUGCAGAGCCAUGGUUGGCCUGGUCCUGCUGGGGCUGGGGCUGGCGCUGGCUGUCAUUGUGCUGGCUGUGGUCCUCUCUCGACACCAGGCCCCAUUUGACCCCGGGCCUUUGCCCACGCCGCUGUUGCUGCUGACUCCAAGGUCUGCUCAAAUAUUGUACGCUGGACCCGCAGGCCCUGCAGGACAGAGACUGGCAGUCGCCAUGAAUGGGAUCGAAGUAAAGCUCUCGGUCAAGUUCAACAGCAGGGAGUUCAGCUUGAAGAGGAUGCCGUCCCAAAAACAGACAAGGAUCUUCAGAGUCAAGAUUGCUGUGGUCACCAAGAGAGAGAGGUCCAAGGUGCCCUACAUCGUGCGCCAGUGCGUGGAGGAGAUCGAGCGCCGAGGCAUGGAGGAGGUGGGCAUCUACCGCGUGUCCGGUGUGGCCACGGACAUCCAGGCACUGAAGGCAGCCUUCGACGUCAAUAACAAGGACGUGUCGGUGAUGAUGAGCGAGACGGACAUGAACGCCAUCGCAGGCACGCUGAAGCUGUACUUCCGUGAGCUGCCCGAGCCCCUCUUCACUGACGAGUUCUACCCCAACUUCGCAGAGGGCAUCGCUCUCUCAGACCCAGUUGCAAAGAAGAGCUGCAUGCUCAACCUGCUGUCGUCCCUGCAGGAGGCCAACCUGCUCACCUUCCUUUUCCUUCUAGACCACCUGGAAAGGGUGGCAGAGAAGGAGGUGGUCAAUAAGAUGUCCCUGCACAACCUCGCCACUGUCUUUGGCCCCACGCUGCUCCGGCCCUCCGAGAAGGAGAGCAAGCUCCCUGCCAACCCCAGCCAGCCCAUCACCAUGACUGACAGCAGGUCCUUGGAGGUCAUGUCCCAGAUCCAGAUACCUAAUAAGAUGCUGGAAUGUAAUCCCUGGACAAUCCGUGUCCUGGCAGCAUUUGGUCUUCCUCUAAGCGCCUGGCUCCGCUGUUCUCAGGAGUGGGUUCUGAAGUCUCUGGAGAACAGGAUAUGUGGAGGGUUAGGAAGGGGCCAGGCCUAGAGAUGGGAGACUCCCUCCCGGAGCAGGUGGAGGCACAGGACCAUUCGCUACCCUAUCUGCCGACACCUGCGGGGGAGCCCAGGCAUUCUUUGUAAGCCCUCCUGACCACCUGGCUCAAAGAAAACAGAAGCAUGGAGGCCGCCAAGUAUUUUCAAGAAAUAAUCCCUUGAACAUGGCAUCACUUUUUUAGAAAGAGGGGCUUGGGGCAGGCAGAGGAGAGAAGGGAGAGCAAACUGAGAGCCAAGUUUCCAGACGGUCCUGCAGGAGGAGAGGAUGCAGCUGCCCAGAGGGAAGCAGGAUCACAUUUAAGGAAGUGUGUGGGGUCCCUGGAUGACACCAGCACCCAGUGCGGCUCUGUCUGGCAACCGCUCCCAAGGUGGGAGGAGUGGGUGUCCCCUGUGUGUCAGUGGGCAGCUCCUGCUGAACCCGCAGCCCACUAGGGAGCCUGACAGUGGGGCCAUGCGCCUGACACUCCUCUCUGCUUGUGGACCUGGCAAGGCAGGGAGCAGAAAACAGAGCCACUUGAAGGCUUUCUGUCUGCGUCUGUGUGCAGUGUGGAUUUAGUUGCGCUUUUUUCUUGCUGGGAGAGCACAGCCACCAUUUACAAGCAGUGUCACCCUCGUGGGUGGCGAGGACAGAACAGGAGCCUCUGCUCUCUGUACCU
Gorilla gorilla gorilla (western lowland gorilla) is the source of this 2423-nucleotide messenger RNA. RefSeq names its product breakpoint cluster region protein-like. The record is from RefSeq and is a predicted model, not a curated record. Gene Ontology annotation, cellular component: membrane. Bases 722 to 1759 code for a protein of 345 amino acids. Gene Ontology annotation, biological process: positive regulation of GTPase activity; signal transduction. The transcript is spliced from 8 exons. Lineage: Eukaryota; Metazoa; Chordata; Mammalia; Primates; Hominidae. Gene Ontology annotation, molecular function: GTPase activator activity.